This is a messenger RNA of Bombus impatiens (common eastern bumble bee), 729 nucleotides long. RefSeq names its product cytochrome c oxidase assembly factor 3, mitochondrial (gene Ccdc56). The record is from RefSeq and is a predicted model, not a curated record. The transcript is spliced from 3 exons. Gene Ontology annotation, biological process: mitochondrial respiratory chain complex IV assembly. The coding region runs from base 220 to 522 and encodes 100 amino acids. NCBI's taxonomy places the organism in Eukaryota, Metazoa, Arthropoda, Insecta, Hymenoptera, Apidae. Gene Ontology annotation, cellular component: mitochondrial inner membrane.
UUUUUUAGAUAUAUAUAAUAAAUAGUAUUGAAAAAUACUAUUUAAAUUAAGAAAAACUGUAUUAUAUCAUAACUUUUACAAAGUUUCCACAAAAGAAAUUACAUAUAAGAUAUUUUGUUAUUAAUUAAGGUGAAAGUACUGCUAUAGUCUUAAACAAAAACGCGAAAAUAAUAACCACAGUAGUGUGAUUGCUUAUCAAAAAAAGGAGAAAUUUAUACAAUGCAAUCUGAUGAGAAAGAUAGUGACUUGAUGCCAAAAUUAGAUCUUGUAAGAGAUAAAAGUAAAUUAAAAUAUAGUGAUAUAAUAUAUAUGAAACAAGCAGAAGAAGCAGCUAUUCAAAGAACAUCCCAAUAUGCAAAAAGACGUAACAAGUGUGCAAAAGCAGGUUUUGCUCUAGCUGGUUUAUCUUUAGGAAUUUAUCUGUAUACCAUAUAUGCUGUAAAACAGGAAACAUUUUUAAAUGAUCUAUAUGAACCUGAAAAAAUAAUUGAAAAACCUAGUUCAAAAACUAAUGUCGCUUAAAAUUAUUUGUAUUUGUAUCCUAUGAGACAUUACUCUUACCUACAUAUUAUCUAAAUACAAAUAAAAAAAGAACUAUGUCAACUCUAAGGUUACCACCUUUACCAAGUAUAAAAAAUUUGUUAAAAAUAUAUAAAUUGCAUGCAGUGAAACAGCUUUCUCAAAACUUUAUCUUAGAUCAAAAUUUGUCAGAUAAAAUAAUAAGAAAAA